Messenger RNA from Ricinus communis (castor bean), 752 nucleotides. Its product is annotated as 60S ribosomal protein L34. Bases 170 to 532 code for a protein of 120 amino acids. Gene Ontology annotation, cellular component: ribosome; cytosolic large ribosomal subunit. Lineage: Eukaryota; Viridiplantae; Streptophyta; Magnoliopsida; Malpighiales; Euphorbiaceae. The record is from RefSeq and is a predicted model, not a curated record. Gene Ontology annotation, biological process: ribosome biogenesis; translation. The transcript has 4 exons. Gene Ontology annotation, molecular function: structural constituent of ribosome.
UCAUCUAAUCUCAACGGUAUAGCAAAAACAGUCUCACAACAAGACCUGUUCGAUCUAGGGUUUCUCUACGCCCAGAACCCUAUUUAUAAACAUUCUCUAGAGUAACAUAUCCUUUGGUCUCGCCUCCUCUCGAACACUCACCAAAAGCGAGAAGCCUAAGCAGGAGAAAAUGGUGCAGCGACUCACAUACCGUAAAAGGCACAGCUACGCCACCAAAUCUAACCAGCAUCGCAUUGUCAAGACCCCUGGUGGGAAAUUGGUGUAUCAGACCACCAAAAAGAGAGCUAGUGGUCCUAAAUGUCCUGUCACUGGCAAGAGAAUUCAAGGAAUUCCUCACUUGAGACCUUCUGAGUACAAGAGAUCCAGAUUGUCUAGAAACCGUCGCACUGUCAAUCGUGCCUAUGGUGGUGUAUUGUCUGGAGGUGCUGUUAGGGAGAGGAUUAUCCGAGCUUUUCUGGUGGAAGAGCAAAAGAUUGUGAAAAAGGUCUUGAAGAUUCAGAAGGCAAAGGAGAAGCAAUCUACAAGGAGCUAAACUGAGAGAGGAUGAGAGAUCAAACUUUUAUGAGAUAGAAGAUGUGCUAGGGAGAAAUUUUGGUAUGAUUGAUGAAAAUGAGACGUGGACCUGAAUUUGGAGACUAUCAAUUUUAGCUUGUUUGAUGCUCAAUUAUUUACUUACAUUUUGGUUCACUUUGACAAGAGAUCUUCGCCUGUUGUUUUAUUUGGUAAUCUGUGCUUUGGAUCACUUAAGAGUA